Molecule: messenger RNA, 631 nt
Organism: Ipomoea nil (Japanese morning glory)
Lineage: Eukaryota; Viridiplantae; Streptophyta; Magnoliopsida; Solanales; Convolvulaceae
Product: stress-response A/B barrel domain-containing protein HS1
Exons: 2
Coding region: 83-424 (113 amino acids)
Biological process (GO): pollen tube adhesion
Source: RefSeq, a predicted model, not a curated record
CAUACUAACCCUUUGGUUGACACUUGAUAGACUCCGAUCCACCAAAGUCUUGUUGCGGUGAGAAGAGGGAAAGGGAAGUUUAAUGGCGGACGGUGAGGCAUCUAAAGGAGGAGAAGUGAAGCACAUUGUGCUGGGCAAGUUCAAAGAUGGGAUCCCCCAAGAAGAGAUCGAUCAGCUUAUCAAACAAUACGCUAAUCUCGUCAAUCUCAUCCAACCCAUGAAGUCUUUCCGCUGGGGUAAAGAUGUAAGCAUAGAGAACCUUCACCAAGGCUUCACUCAUGUGUUUGAAUCGAGUUUCGAGAGCUGUGAAGGUGUUGCUGAGUACAUUGCUCACCCCGAUCAUGUUGAGUACGCGAACAAACUCCUUCCGCAAUUGGAGAAAGUUCUCAUCAUUGACUACAAGCCUGCACCAGUCCAGCUCUGAGUUGAGUAAUUUGCAGAAAGAGAAUAUGAGGUUUGCUUGCUCUCAUCAGCUAUGAAGCUUGGAAUUCUUGAAACACUUUUGUUUUGAGUUCAAUGGUGACUGUGUUUUGCAUUAGUGUAAUAUCUGUAUGGAUUCUGGCUCUAUUACUCUUUUAAUAAUUUGAUGGGCUUUAUUUGUCCUAGUUAUUCAACCGGCAAAAUUCUCGAA